Molecule: messenger RNA, 3275 nt
Organism: Trichosurus vulpecula (common brushtail)
Lineage: Eukaryota; Metazoa; Chordata; Mammalia; Diprotodontia; Phalangeridae
Gene: CUL1
Product: cullin 1
Exons: 22
Coding region: 475-2805 (776 amino acids)
Biological process (GO): protein ubiquitination; SCF-dependent proteasomal ubiquitin-dependent protein catabolic process
Cellular component (GO): SCF ubiquitin ligase complex
Molecular function (GO): ubiquitin protein ligase binding
Source: RefSeq, a predicted model, not a curated record
AGUCUAGUAGAGGGAGCCAGCUCGCAGCCACCCCACCAAGGACAGGCUAAAUUGGAGACAUCCCCACCCCCACCCCGGGCUUUCUGCGGAGCGCCUCCCUGCCCCGCGCCCCGAAGGCACUUAAUGAGCGCGGGUUCCCGGCUGGCUCUCGAGCUGCAGUUGAGCCUCCCUGGAGGAGGGCAGGAUGGGGCGGGGGGCGGGUUGGCAGAGGAGGGCCCGGGAGGAGCAAACUGGAGGACUCGACUGCUUCUGGACGGAUGCGCUCCGCCGCUGCUGCUCUACUGCUGCCGGCGCGCUGCAGCUGGAGGCCCCGCAGGUUUGCUUGGAAGACAACCUUAUUCCACGCACAUAAAGAACAACUCUUCUGAACUGCUGUUACUGAAUUUGGAAUGAUACGGCAUAUGUUCAUCUGAUGGAGGAUUAGCCAGAUCUCAGAUAAAACAUUGCUCACUGGAAAACGUCACAAUAUACAAUAUGUCAUCCAACCGGAGUCAGAAUCCACAUGGACUAAAGCAGAUUGGUCUUGAUCAGAUUUGGGAUGAUCUCAGAGCUGGAAUCCAACAGGUUUAUACGAGACAAAGUAUGGCAAAGUCCAGAUAUAUGGAACUCUACACUCAUGUUUAUAACUACUGUACUAGUGUACAUCAGUCCAACCAAGCUCGAGGAGCUGGAGUGCCUCCUUCUAAAUCUAAGAAAGGUCAGACACCUGGAGGAGCUCAAUUUGUUGGUUUGGAAUUAUACAAACGACUGAAAGAAUUUCUGAAGAAUUAUUUGACAAACCUUCUUAAGGAUGGAGAAGACUUGAUGGAUGAGAGUGUACUGAAAUUCUACACUCAACAAUGGGAAGAUUAUCGAUUUUCAAGCAAAGUGCUGAAUGGGAUUUGUGCCUACCUCAAUCGACAUUGGGUUCGCCGUGAGUGUGAUGAAGGACGAAAAGGAAUAUAUGAAAUCUAUUCACUUGCAUUAGUGACUUGGAGGGAUUGUCUGUUCAGGCCAUUAAAUAAACAGGUAACAAAUGCUGUUUUGAAACUGAUAGAAAAGGAAAGAAAUGGUGAAACCAUCAAUACAAGACUGAUUAGUGGAGUUGUACAGUCAUAUGUGGAACUUGGGCUUAAUGAAGAUGAUGCAUUUGCCAAAGGACCCACACUUACAGUAUAUAAAGAAUCCUUUGAAUCACAAUUCUUGGCUGACACAGAGAGGUUUUAUACAAGAGAGAGCACUGAAUUUUUGCAGCAGAAUCCUGUUACAGAGUACAUGAAAAAGGCAGAGGCUCGUCUACUCGAGGAACAGCGGCGAGUUCAGGUUUACCUUCAUGAGAGCACACAGGAUGAGUUAGCACGGAAAUGUGAGCAAGUGCUCAUUGAAAAACACUUGGAGAUUUUCCACACAGAAUUUCAGAAUUUAUUAGAUGCUGACAAAAAUGAAGAUUUGGGACGCAUGUAUAAUCUUGUAUCUCGAAUUCAAGAUGGCCUUGGAGAAUUGAAAAAACUUUUAGAAACGCAUAUUCAUAAUCAGGGUCUAGCUGCAAUUGAAAAAUGCGGAGAAGCUGCUUUAAAUGACCCCAAAAUGUAUGUACAGACAGUGUUGGAUGUUCAUAAGAAAUAUAAUGCACUAGUAAUGUCAGCAUUCAACAAUGAUGCUGGCUUUGUGGCUGCACUUGAUAAAGCUUGUGGUCGCUUUAUAAACAACAAUGCAGUAACCAAAAUGGCUCAGUCAUCAAGCAAAUCCCCCGAGUUGUUGGCCCGAUACUGUGACUCCUUGUUGAAAAAAAGCUCCAAGAACCCAGAAGAAGCAGAGCUAGAAGAUACACUUAACCAAGUGAUGGUUGUCUUUAAGUACAUUGAGGAUAAAGAUGUAUUUCAGAAAUUCUACGCUAAAAUGUUGGCCAAAAGACUUGUACACCAGAACAGUGCAAGCGACGAUGCUGAAGCCAGCAUGAUCUCUAAACUGAAGCAAGCCUGUGGUUUUGAAUAUACGUCCAAGCUUCAGCGGAUGUUUCAAGACAUUGGUGUGAGCAAAGACUUGAACGAACAGUUCAAAAAGCAUCUCACAAAUUCAGAACCCCUGGACUUGGAUUUCAGUAUUCAAGUUCUGAGUUCUGGAUCAUGGCCUUUUCAGCAGUCUUGUACAUUUGCCCUGCCUUCUGAGUUGGAACGCAGUUAUCAGCGUUUUACUGCUUUUUAUGCUAGUCGCCAUAGUGGCAGAAAAUUGACUUGGUUGUAUCAGCUAUCUAAAGGGGAACUGGUAACCAACUGUUUUAAAAACAGAUACACCUUGCAGGCAUCUACAUUCCAGAUGGCAAUCCUAUUGCAAUACAACACAGAAGAUGCCUACACUGUACAGCAGUUAACAGACAGCACUCAAAUAAAAAUGGAUAUUUUGGCACAGGUUCUACAGAUUUUAUUGAAGUCAAAGUUAUUGGUUUUGGAAGAUGAAAAUGCAAAUGUUGAUGAGGUGGAAUUGAAGCCAGAUACCUUAAUAAAAUUAUUCCUUGGUUAUAAAAAUAAGAAAUUAAGGGUUAACAUCAAUGUGCCAAUGAAGACAGAACAGAAACAAGAGCAAGAAACUACACACAAAAAUAUAGAGGAAGAUCGGAAACUACUGAUUCAGGCUGCUAUUGUGCGGAUUAUGAAAAUGAGAAAGGUCCUAAAACACCAGCAAUUGCUUGGAGAAGUAUUAACUCAGUUGUCCUCAAGAUUCAAACCUCGGGUGCCAGUAAUUAAGAAAUGCAUUGACAUUCUCAUUGAGAAAGAAUACUUGGAGCGUGUUGAUGGUGAAAAGGACACCUACAGUUACUUGGCUUAACCUUUUUAGCAGUUGUCUGACUGUGCGACACUCAGCAAAUAGUCACGUGAUGGAAAAAAUGGAAACAACUGAACUUCCUUGCAGACAGGCCGCUGCCAUGCAGACCUCCCUUUGUUAAACCUGAGACCAAGACCCCCAUCAGCCAAGCGGCUCAGAUUUACAUUGGAACUGCUCAGGAUCGAUACAUUUCAAGGAUGUAAAUAUGGACACCAACACCAUCUAACCUAAUUUAAGAACAGAGAGGAUUCAAACCUUCAAUGCUGAGGGUUGCAUGCUACUGCAUUUAAAUCAAUACAUUGGCUAUAUGAUUAACAGCUGUCUUCAUGGGCAGCCUUUAUGAUGUUGGCAGCACUUUGAGAGCAAGUCUGAAUGGACCCAUGUGUAAUCUGCUAUGAACAACCAUUUGUAUAGUGUGUUUCAUUUUUUAAUGUGUGAAAAUAAAAACAAAUUAAAAGAUUUCUGUACAAGUC